Messenger RNA from Cucurbitaria berberidis CBS 394.84, 1360 nucleotides. RefSeq lists its product as uncharacterized. Gene Ontology annotation, biological process: diphosphoinositol polyphosphate metabolic process; adenosine 5'-(hexahydrogen pentaphosphate) catabolic process; diadenosine pentaphosphate catabolic process. Gene Ontology annotation, cellular component: nucleus; cytoplasm. Gene Ontology annotation, molecular function: bis(5'-adenosyl)-pentaphosphatase activity; endopolyphosphatase activity; bis(5'-adenosyl)-hexaphosphatase activity. Bases 381 to 863 code for a protein of 160 amino acids. Lineage: Eukaryota; Fungi; Ascomycota; Dothideomycetes; Pleosporales; Cucurbitariaceae. The transcript is spliced from 2 exons. The record is from RefSeq and is a predicted model, not a curated record.
CGGCAGGAGUGACCUUUUAGUUUCCCACGCAAAAAGUCCCUGACCCGAACCACCUACUAAAACAUCCAUCCACCAUGCCGAAUUUCUUUGCUGCUCGCAGGCUCCUCCAACAUCCUCAGCCCCGUCACCCGCGGGACUGAGCCUUGCUCAGCCCAUUCCUCUGCCACGUUCCCCCCUUCACAUUUGCUCAGUCACUACCACUAGCACUGUGAAGCCACCUCGCUGUUUGCUCGGCCUCCUUUCACCGCCUGGCUCGCCUCUGCUCACCGACCAAAGCCCCUCCUUGACUUACCCCAGCGUCGUGUUGAGCGAGUCGCACACAAGUGGUGCCCCUUGCUCUCUUUCUCGAGUCGCUCGUCGAGGUACCUCAGCGGCGCGACAUGGCCGCCACACAACAGCUACCCAUGCAGUCACGUACUGGUCGCGUAAACCAACGCUACGGCGCUCAGGGCGAACGACUGGUCGCAGGCGUUGUUCCGCUGUCCGCGGACAAGUUCUAUGUGCUUCUUAUACAGUCUACCCGUCGGGGCGGCUGGGUGCUCCCCAAAGGCGGAUGGGAGACGGACGAAGCGACCGCGCAAGACGCUGCCAAGCGCGAGGCCUGGGAAGAGGCCGGCAUAAUAUGCAAAAUUAACUACGACCUUGGUCUCAUUUCCGAGAGGCGGAAACCCGACCAGCUCACAUCCCAGGCCCCGAAGGCCUCGUAUCAAUUCUUCGAAGCGACCGUUGAGAAGCAGGAAGCCCAGUGGCCUGAGAUGCACAAGCGGUCAAGAAACUGGUUCACAUACCCACAGGCACGACAGGCGUUAGCAGACCGUCCAGAGUUGCUAGAGGCGCUGGACCGAUGUACCAUGCAACGGUAGGCUGCGCUUCGUGCUUUCCGGUGCACACAAAAAGACGCACCCAAGCACAGCGGAGGAAUUUUCUACACACGGACCUCAACCUCUGACGGUUUCACUUGUCCUUUACCUAAUAUUGCAUACGACGGCAUCUCAAAAACUUCGGGAGGAUCAUAGACUCGGGCUCUGUUUUGUUUUAAUUAUUAUCUGGGCGUUGUGGUCGCUCGUCCAGCUGGUAGCAUGAUGCAUAUGCGGCUCUCCUGCACGCAAGAGCCCUGGGCCACUCAGGCUCGCAACAAUGCAAUUUGGCCUCGCCAAGCACCCUCUUCUUCUGGCAAUUGGUGUGAACGAUCCCCGCUCACCUUUCGCCCGGGGUUUUAACCAACAGAAACCUUGAGUUCCACUUCUCUGCUUCGUGUGGUCUGUGCCCUAUCUUUUUUGCCUAGAAACAGCCACAACACAUGCUUCCUCUAUCCAAUGCUCUUGCUACUAUCCUUUGAAGAGGACACCUGCUUUUUCAU